GUCCGUAAUGUCCGUCAUAUGAUAAUAUUAAUUAAGAAGUAUUAAAAUAUAAACAUUAAUAAUAAUAAGAAAUAAAACGUAAAAUAUAACGUCAAAAUGUUUAUGUCGUGGGCAUCCCCGCGAUCUCUGUCCGGUGGCUUUGGACUUAAUCGGCUAACAAAACGGGUGGGCAGUGACCACCACCACCAUAAGGGGUCGGGCUUUUGGGCUAAAUUUUGCUAUUCGUGUGCAAUCAUUAUUUUGGCCGCAAUACUACUGGUUUGGGCCGUUAUUAUACACGACAUCUACACCAAGAGAAACAUUACAUUAAUGACAAAGACUUUUUAUAUGAUCGGCGCCACACUUGUGUCGGCAGUUAUUUUCGUUGUCAUAGUUUACAUAACCAUUACAUUCAGACCUCCCAGAAGACACUCAACGAUGUCCGCACACGAGGGUAUUGAUGGAGGAGGGGUUGACGGCAAUCAAAGCGCCAACUAUAUCACUGAUAACCAGUCUUAA
Oppiella nova is the source of this 498-nucleotide messenger RNA. The record is from the annotation of a GenBank genome assembly. NCBI's taxonomy places the organism in Eukaryota, Metazoa, Arthropoda, Arachnida, Sarcoptiformes, Oppiidae.